CUUUUUCUUACAUAUUUGUUUUACUCUUACUUCAAUAUGACCAAGGAAGAAAACGCUACUAAACUUGUUGUUGUAGGUGAACAACUCUUAGACCUUGCUAAUGCUUUGGAAGAACAACCUGGCCUUGCUGCUGAAUUCGUACAACAAACUCCUUUUGUAAAACUUCGAGAUCUUCCUGAUAUCCAAGGUUUGCCCACCACCUUACCUAUCCCUAUCUCUUACUUGAUGAAUUCAACUCCGCAGCCUGUGGAGCACAAGAUUGCUACUUUGAAUCCUGAAACUCGUAGCAAGUCUUCUGUAUUUUUAUCGUUUUGGGAUUACCAUGAAAAGUAUUUGAGUGGUGAAUUUACUCCUUCUCAGGUUGCCGUUCGCGUACUUGAAUCUAUCAAGGCUAGUGAAUCUCAUAAUUGGAUUCAACCUGUUGAUAAGGAAGAUAUUCUUCGUCAAGCCGCAGCUUCUACUGAACGUUAUCAAAACAAACAACAUAAGAGUCAGUUGGAUGGUAUCUUUAUGGUGUUCAAGGAAGAUCAAAACAUUCAAGGCCGCGUUACUACUGCUGGAACUUCUUUCUUCAAUAAGGGUAAACCUGCUGUUGAAGAUUCUACUCCUAUACAUCGACUACGUGGUGCUGGUGUUAUUGUUGUCGGUCAUGCAAGAAUGAAUGAAAUUGGUUGGGAUACUUUUAGUAUCAAUCCUAACAGUGCGACUCCUCUCAAUCCUUAUUCUUUAUCAUGUUCAAGUGGUGGUAGUAGUGGUGGUUCUGCAGCUGCUGUUGCUGGUGGUAUAGUUCCUAUCUCUCUUGGUGGCGACGGAGGUGGCAGUGUUCGUAUCCCAGCUUCUUUCUGUGGUCUCUAUGGGUUGAAGCCUACGACGGGAAGAAUCUCCAGUUUUGGAGGUGCUGGCUUUAGCGCUUCAGUAGGUGUCAUUGGUCCUUUGGCAACGGAUGUAGAUUCGCUUUCUUUAGCUUUUAGUGCCAUUUGUGGUCCUGACGAAAAAGAUCCUAAAACAUUAUUGCAGCCACCGUUCUCUCUUCAAGAUUAUGACAAAACUGAUUCUUUGGAAGGACUCACAGUUGCUGUUGUGCCCGAAUGGAAUAAAGAAGUGGACGAUCCAGUAUUGGCCGAUCAUGUGUCCUCUUUUGUUAACUAUUUCAAAUCACUUGGUGCCAAGGUUGUGGAAAUAGAUAUCAAGGAUUGUCAUCUUGCCCGUGCAGCCCAUGGACUUACCAUCUCAUCAGAAAUGAAUUCAUGGGCAAGACGCUUCCCUGAACAUCAAAAAGACUUCUUACCUCAUACUCGUAUCAUGAUGAGCCUUGUGAAUCAAACAACCAGUACAGACUAUGUCCGAGCACAGCAAGUACGUACCUUGAUGAUGAAACAAAUGGAAGAUAUCUUUAAAGAUGUGGAUUUGAUUGUAACACCAGUCACUGCCAUGCAAGCAUUAGAUAUCCCUGAAGGUGCCCUUACUCAUGGUUUAUUGGAUAGCGAUAGCACAAGUAAAUGUAUUCAAUUUGCAAACUUGGCCAAUUUCGUUGGUAUUCCCGCUAUCAGUGUGCCUAGUGGGUUCCAUGGUGACAAGCCUGUGGGUGUACAAAUCAUGGCUGAAUGGUAUAAUGAAAGUCUUCUUUUGCGCUUGGCCAAGAUCUGUGAACUCAAGCCUGAUGUGGAACGACGCAAACCUGUGGUAUCUUAUUCCUCCAACCAUUUGACCCCUCCUUAGUUUAUUCUUAUUUUGUAUUAAUAUAUUACUCCUUUUUUUUUUUUUUUU
Halteromyces radiatus is the source of this 1767-nucleotide messenger RNA. RefSeq names its product amidase signature domain-containing protein. Lineage: Eukaryota; Fungi; Mucoromycota; Mucoromycetes; Mucorales; Cunninghamellaceae. The transcript is spliced from 8 exons. Bases 37 to 1719 code for a protein of 560 amino acids. Gene Ontology annotation, molecular function: catalytic activity. The record is from RefSeq and is a predicted model, not a curated record.